Molecule: messenger RNA, 1414 nt
Organism: Ochotona princeps (American pika)
Lineage: Eukaryota; Metazoa; Chordata; Mammalia; Lagomorpha; Ochotonidae
Gene: GGPS1
Product: geranylgeranyl diphosphate synthase 1
Exons: 4
Coding region: 190-1092 (300 amino acids)
Biological process (GO): isoprenoid biosynthetic process
Molecular function (GO): prenyltransferase activity
Source: RefSeq, a predicted model, not a curated record
GAGACCGGGAUGGCGCAUUUUCUUGCACCGAGUAAUGCGGCGUCGCUGGCUGCUGAGGAGGGCGGAGAGUUCGGUGGUGAAGUAGGGGGAGGGAUUCAUGUAGGCGUCAGGAGGAGCCUCGCUCUCAGCGGCAGAGUGGGAAGUUGAUGUUGGGUGUUGCUACUCCUCGGACCGGCGGCGUAUAAGACAAUGGAAAAGACUCAAGAGACAGUCCAAAGAAUUCUUCUAGAACCCUAUAAGUAUUUGCUUCAGUUACCAGGUAAACAAGUGAGAACCAAACUGUCACAAGCAUUUAAUCAUUGGCUGAAAGUUCCAGAAGACAAACUACAGAUUAUCAUCGAAGUGACAGAAAUGUUACAUAAUGCCAGUUUGCUCAUCGAUGAUAUCGAAGACAACUCAAAACUCCGACGUGGCUUCCCAGUGGCACACAGCAUCUAUGGAAUUCCAUCUGUCAUCAAUUCUGCCAAUUACGUGUAUUUCCUUGGCUUAGAGAAAGUCUUAACCCUUGAUCACCCUGAUGCAGUGACACUUUUUACCCGCCAGCUCUUGGAACUCCAUCAGGGACAAGGCCUAGAUAUUUACUGGAGGGAUAAUUACACAUGUCCCACAGAAGAAGAAUAUAGAGCUAUGGUACUGCAGAAGACAGGUGGCCUGUUUGGAUUGGCCGUGGGUCUCAUGCAGUUGUUCUCUGAUUACAAAGAAGAUUUAAAGCCGCUGCUGAAUACACUUGGACUCUUUUUCCAGAUUAGAGAUGAUUAUGCUAAUCUACGCUCCAAAGAAUAUAGUGAAAACAAAAGUUUUUGUGAAGAUCUAACAGAGGGAAAGUUCUCAUUCCCGACUAUUCAUGCUAUUUGGUCAAGGCCUGAGAGCACCCAGGUGCAGAAUAUCCUGCGCCAGAGAACAGAAAACAUAGAUAUUAAAAAAUACUGUGUGCAUUAUCUUGAGGAUGUAGGUUCAUUUGAAUACACGCGGAAUACUCUCAAAGAGCUUGAAUCUAAAGCCUACCAACAGAUCGAUGCCUGUGGUGGGAACCCUGAGCUUGUAGCUCUAGUACAGCACCUAAGCAAGAUGUACAAAGAAGAAAAUGAAUAAACCAUUCUUGAUGGGAUCUGAUAGCUGAUUUUAGUUAGUUUUUAAAUUUUUUCUUUCAGCCUUAUCACCCUUUUACAAAUUCAGACCAAGCUAUUAAUUUCCCAAAGCAAGAAAAUAGGGAUAAUAUGAGUGAAAUUUUCAAUUUCAACCCCACUGUACAUACAUAAUCACAAUACAAAAUUGAAAGAAUCCAGAGCCAUAUUUGUGUAGGUCUCAUUUGAGUUGCCGUGACAGGACAUUGUGACCAUUUCUGCUCUGCUACCAUAAGUGUCUGCUUACUCUGUUGAUAAAAGAAAAAAAAUAAGACCUCAGUUUCCAGGAA